Messenger RNA from Ceutorhynchus assimilis (cabbage seed weevil), 1591 nucleotides. The record is from the annotation of a GenBank genome assembly. Lineage: Eukaryota; Metazoa; Arthropoda; Insecta; Coleoptera; Curculionidae.
UGUCAGUGUCACUCCACUAUACUUUCCUAACCUCUACCCCGAUGACUGAUGACUUUCUCAAGUUUCUCAUGUAAAGUGAACGUGGUCAUAAUAUUCAGGUUUACACCUAUUUGCGUUCCAAAAAAAUUGAUUGUUUCAAAUUAAAUUUUCGUUUUACUUCCAAAAGCGGCUGCUGAAGUAACCCUCCCACAAAAUGGACGAGGACAACGAUAAAGCAAAGAGGCUUUCCUCCAUACAAGAUAAUUCUGGAAAAAUUCUAGGAGGCCCAAAGUUUCAGAACCCUCCACCUAAAUUUGUUCUUCGGCCAAGCGGAUUCAAUCCAUUCAAUAAGAGCACUACUGAUGAUAAUAGUAAAGAUGAUAAUACUUGGAGAAAGAGACUCAACCCUUUUAUACCUUUGGAAUCCGAAAAGGAAGCAGUAACUCUGCAAACUUCUAACGCAACAUUUGCCAUCAAAACUUCGAGACCAGAUGUGAACUUUAUACCAUUAACAAAUACUAGUACCUUUGGUUUUGCACAAGAUUUACAAAAUAAUGUCAUGGCAGGACGUAGUUCUGAAGCUGGAACGAGUAAAUAUAAUACAAACUCUAGAACGUCAAAAUUCGUAUUUGGACAAAAUUUAAACGAGACAGUAGUGAAAGAAGUAUCAGAUGAUAUUCCGCCCUUUAAAAUGCGAGUUAUUGAAAACAAAGAAGAUUCGAAAGUGGUUUUUGGUGAAAAUGUACAAGAAAAAAUUAUGACAGAAGGCAUUUUUGAGACGGCAUCAACGAGUAAGGAAAGCAAAUCUCUAGCUCAAUCUGCCAGAGAAUAUGAGGAAGCAAUGGCUGCAAAUAAGAGAGAAUACGACUUAGUGGAAGUGAAAACUGGAGAAGAAGAAGAACGAAAUAUUUUAAGUAUGCAAUGUACUUUAUUUGCAUUUGAGAAUAAGGAUUGGCAACAGCGUGGAAGAGGAGAUUUAAGAUUAAACGAAUAUCCAUUGGAUGAUUUGCUUCAAUAUAAAUGCAGAUUAGUGGUCAGAGUAGCAGGAAGUAAACGAGUCCUUUUAAAUACACAUGUGUCUGCAGACAUGACUCUAGAAAGCCCCAAUGAAAAAACCAUUCAAUUGACAGCUAGAGAUUCAAACGAUGAAUUUAAAAUCUUUCUUAUCAAGGCCAGCGUAGCUGAUACCAGACAAUUAUUCGUGCACCUAAAGGAUCGUUUGAAUAAAAAACUAGCUCAAAGGGAAUUGAAACAGCGCAUAGCUGACGGUCUGGUUGAAGAUUAUUCCUAACAAUAAGUACAUUUGGUAUUUUGUUUUACUCUAUAUAUAUAUUUUUUUUGUUUCAAAGGAGUAGUUUUUUGCGGUUUAGAAUUACCAUUUUACGUUAGAAAAUAAAAUAAAAAAAUAUUUUUAGUCCACUCAUGACUCAACUUUUCUUACAUGUAUUAUUAUUGUAAAGGUUUUUGAUUUUUUUUUAAUGAUAUUAUUAUUGAUAUUCCAUAUAAACAAUAGAAAGCGCGGUUAAAAAGCCAAUGAGUCUAUUUAAUGCAAUUUUACUUGCUGAUGUGUUUCAAUCAUGAAAUGAAAGCAAAAAGACAAAAGAUAUUCCAA